This is a messenger RNA of Symbiodinium natans, 4599 nucleotides long. The record is from the annotation of a GenBank genome assembly. Lineage: Eukaryota; Dinophyceae; Suessiales; Symbiodiniaceae.
GACUCGGAGCAACAUCGUAGGAGGGAGCGCCUGGAGAUGGACGCACCUGCGCGCCACAAGCCUGGACGCCAGGACUCGGAGCAACAUCGUAGGAGGGAGCACCUGGAGAAGGAGCUGUCGAAUUGGCAGAUCUCCGGCAAGGCGCCGCUGCCCGUGGUCCGUGUAUGCUUCGUCGGGCAGGGCCGGGCUGGCAAGACGACCACCCUCAGGUGCUUGAAAGGCGAAGUCCCAGAGGAAGGGCAACAAGAUUCCACCUACGGAGUGGAGGUCUGUGCCGUCCAGGCACAGCAUCAUUCCUCGUCUUCAUGGGACCGCUGCGAAACAAGUACGUUUGAUGCCAGUGCCGUCAGCGCCAUUCGGCAAUCCCAGCGAAAACAGGAGGACCUGAGCAGGGAGGAGGUGCGGAGGAAGGCUCGGGAGGACCAGCAGAAGCAGGAAGAGCCGCCGAAGGCCCGCGAGGCCCAGGAGGUUCAGCAGGAGGAGUUGAGGAAGGCCCAGAGUACGAGGUUGAGAAAGGACGAGGAGCAGAGGAAGGCUGAGGAGGCCCAGCUGCUGAAGGCCCAAGAGGCCCAGCAGAAACCGGAGGAGUUGCUGAAGGCCCCGGAGAUUCAGCAGGAGGAGCUGAGGACGGCUCGGGAAGCCCAGGAGAUGCUGGGACCACGAAAGAUGGACGACGGCCUUUUCUUGGAGAUCAACAAGUCUGAUUAUGAGGAUGCCUUCCAUCCUAGACUCCAGUGCUGGGACCUUCCAGGACAAGCAGAGUACGCACAGUGCAACCUCCUCUACUUCCACGGCAAAGGCAUCUAUUUGGUGUUCGUGGAUGCUAGGCAAACCCUGGAUCAGGCUUGGCACGAGCUCCAACUCUGGUUGUGGUUCGUGUUUCACGGUGCUACAGAUGGCACGGGUGCCGCCAGCAACGACACUGCAGCUCCACCGGUCCUCCUGGUUGCCACAAAGUGGGCGAGGAAGGGGUUUGACGAGGAAGAAUUGGAUACUCGGAUUGAAGAGCUCAUGGAUAUGCUGCCAAGGUUGCGAGACCAACUGCAAAGAGGCCCAGGACCUUCCGACUGCCGGUCCAAGUGGCUUUUCCCUGUGGAGAACUUCGCUGAGGACGUCGACGGCUACAUCCGCCCGCUCCGCGAGCGGCUGCACGCGCUGUCUACAGAACUUCUGUUGCCACAGCCACCCCGGACAGACGUGGUAAAUGCGAAGCCGCACGCGGGCCUGCAGUCGCAGCUUUACCCUGUCGCCUGGCUGAGAGCCCACGACCUGCUCACGGAGCUUGGCGGCGGCAAGAACGCCAAGUCCCCAAAAGAACAGCUCGAAGCACAAGCGUACGAGGCUCUUGGUAGCAGGAUGGACCUCACAACAGGGUUCAAGUUCAACCUGACGUCAAACCAGGAGAUGCAGACCUUCAGUGGCGAGAAGAUGGUCGCACCAAAAGGUGCAUGCGUCGAAGUCCUCCGAAUUGACAGGAACAGCACGACUCUCGACGUGAAUGUUUCCUGCACCUCACUGGGGCUGUCGCAGGUGCGGGAGCUCUUGGAAGGCCUCAGGCCAACACCGAUAAGCGGAACCGAAGUGUUGCACGUGCUGAGGUUGCUUCACAGUUUAGGCACGCUCCUGUGGUUUCAGGAAAAGGGCUUGGAGGAGCACGUCCUCUUGGACAUUGGAAAGGUGGGCGUGGCCCUUGCAAAGGUCAUCAGCCUUCGUUUCUGGGCUGAAAGCCGCCUUCAGCACUCGGAGCACUACAAGCAGGGGUUGCGAAAGAGUGCAGCUCGCGUGCCCAAGACAACCCUUCGCCGCUUGCACACCGACGGCGUGGCCACGCGCGAGCUGCUGAAUGAGCUGUGGAGGGGAGACUUCGCCCCAGGAGAGGCAGAGGCAAUGACCGCUAUUUUGCUCAAGACCAUGGAGCAGAAGGGGCUGCUCUUGAGACGGGCCUUUGAGAACGAGUUUGUAGUGCCCUGCUGCCUGCCAAAGGUUGCAAUGAUGCCGGAAUCGCCACAGAAAAACGGUGAGGUCUGUUACAUGGACAUGCGCGGCCUAGUCUCUCCGACCAUCUUGGCAAAGAUUGCGGCGCAGGUGUGCGAGCAGGUGCGUGUAUCCUGCGGCACGGGCAAGCUGAGCCCCGGCCCCCCUCAAAUCUUCCGGAAUCACGUCGAGCUGCGCUCAGAGACGGCUGUUGCAAGCCUCACCCAGCCUUCUGUCGAGGGCACGCAGCUCCUCAAGAUUCGUGUGCAACCGAGCUCGUUCUCCUUAGAGCCUGACGAGGAUACAGAAGAAACAAGAGUUUUGAGCGUCGAAGACAUUGUGGACUACUUCUUUGCUGCGUUGGGCAUGGAUAGGAAGGAGGAGCGCAGCAUCAAGGUGUACGCUCGCCAGCACAUCCCGUACGAUCCAGAAGUUUUCUUCAGUGCCUGCGGCCAGAAGGACUGUUAUCCUGCAAAUUCGCGUUGUUGGCGCUGCCAGCUCUUACAAGAGCGCUUCCUCCCCGACCUAAGCGACAAGCUUCGGGACGUGGUAAGGCGUGUCUCCUUUCAAGGAGACGUCCGCCCUGCUGGAAGUUUCAAGUUCAAGAGCACAAGCUUCCCAUGUGAUGUCGAUCUGGAGGAGUACGUCGUGCUCAGCACGGACGAUGAAGCUGCCGCGCUGUCCCACCUGGCAGGUCGCCUUCAAGAAAUCUGCAAAAGAUGCAGCCAGCUGGGAGCAGACAUUCUCUGGGCCGGACUCAAGGCGGGGAGAAGCAACCCUGCGAGCGAUGCCAAGGAUGCCAAGUUCCUCACUUGGACCACAGAAGAUAUCAGCAAAGGCAGCAAGCCCCGUUGUUCCCAAGAUGCCCAGACAAGGAUCUCUUUGUCAGAGGCUCUCAAGGAGGGCAACAAGUCGCGAUCGGCCUUCAUAAGCAUAUUCGCAAAGAUCAAUCUGUUCAAGAACCAGGCGUCUGCACCUCGUUUCUUCGAGGUCACGAACGUCAUCCGCUUCGGCUACAUGUGCGGCAGCCAGAUCAAGCCUGUGACGGGAGAGUGCGACUUCCUUUCAGUGGUGGAGGAGCAGCUGGAGGGCUACUGCGGGCCAACUCCCAAGGCCGUGAAGUAUGUCAAACGCCUCUGGGAGAGGGCGAUUUACUUGCUGCAGCGGAACAUGACAGUAGACGCUAGCCGCGUCAUGCUCGAGGCUUUGCAGCCGAUGUUGAGCCACUGGGUGGCAGAGAUGGGCCAGAUCGCAGCUCAUGCGGAGACUUUGCGAAACAUGCUGCAACUGGAGCUGUGCGACGUGCAUGACGCAGUCCGCGAGGACUUGGAAGUCUUCGGUGGAAGCUUGAAGAGCAUGAGGCGGCAGCUUGAGGAGAAGGAGCGCGGGGUCAACAAGCAGUGGCCAUGGGAGGUCGCCGCAGCGGCAGAGGCUGCGGAAACUCUUGAUUAUCUCAUCGGGCGUCUCCCAUGCGAGACCAAAGGUGAUGACAUGCCCACGUGCAGGCUUCAGGAGGCAGAAGAGUUGUUGGAGGCGUGCGUGGAGACUGUUCUUGGGCACUGGCUGCGAACGCUUCCAAAGGUCACGCGACCGCUUCAAGGAAAUUGGAGGUUUCCCUCAGACCAUCUGCCCAUUGCUGCUGCAGUUCAUCUGCAAGGUGCAAAGCUCACCAUUAACGCCUGCUCGUGGAACGUGCUCAGUGAGGCCCGAGGCUUGAACGGUCCCGUAAUGACAGCCGAUGACGAUGACGAAGGUCGCCAGGAACACAUCGUCGACGUUGUCGAGCAGAUGCUCCUGCACGAAGCAUAUCCCAAACAUGUGUUAUGCCUCCAGGGGUGCCGGCAGCAACUGCUCCGAAGGGUGAAGCAAAGACUCGGACGCGAAGAUGUGCAAACCGACUUUGCAGUGCUCGCGUCCGGCAGCAGAAGUGGCCAAGAGCAUCAACAGGUCAUCAUCUAUGACACAGCCUACCUGACACUGCAGUUCUUUGAUGCCGAGCCCCUUGCCGACAGCAAUCUCAGGAAGGCCAUGGAGGAGUAUCAAUUCGGCUUCCAGGGUAGAACAGACAAGCUUCGAGUUCUGGCCGCGCACCUGCCGGAUGAUCCUUCAACUUUCCGACCAUGGCGCCGCCGCGAGUUCUCAGAGUGCCUCUGCAGGUAUGCGGACUUGGCCCAGAUGCCCACGCUCCUCCUGGGUGACCUCAGCUUCUCGGAGCAGGCUGUUGGCCCGCUGCUGAAGCACCGCGGCCAUAGCCCUGAUGCUCGCUUUGUACCCAUCCCCUAUCCGACGACCAUCUGCGAGGGCUCGCUGCUUCCCAAGCGCACCGACAUUAUCGCCUUGCUCUCCCCAAAGGACAUGAUCCAGGCCGAACCGCUCGCAGCGAACAACGUGGUGCCAGAGCUGCAAGAGCAAGUGGACCUGCUGCGUUCGAGGUCAUUGGGGCUCGCCGACUGUGAUGGCCUAGACUGGACCCUGGACCUGGAGCCGUCGGAGAGCUUCAGAGGAGCCGUCGACAGUGACAUGCCCCGUCCCCCGCACAUGGAGGCCGCCCCGGCCUCCCGCAACUCAGCGACCACGUUGGCCGGGCCAGCUGGCAGCGCGCUGCGCAAGGGCACGGUGCCGUGA